UAUACAACGUACGUAGAUCAUGUUCGAUAAGGAGCCAAUAUCAUCUUAUGUGUGUUGUGUUUUGAUCAAAAAAUGGAAUUGAUAAACGAUUUCCUCAACCUGACUGCUCCUUUCUUCACUUUCUUUGGUCUCUGCUUCUUCUUGCCUCCUUUUUACUUCUUCAAGUUCUUGCAGUCUAUUUUCUCUACCAUUUUCUCGGAAAAUCUUCAUGGGAAAGUUGUUCUCAUCACCGGUGCUUCUUCCGGGAUAGGCGAGCGAUUGGCAUAUGAGUAUGCAUGUAGAGGUGCAUGUUUGGCCCUGACCGCUCGAAGGAAGAACCGUCUAGAAGAAGUGGCAGAGAUUGCUCGUGAAGUUGGAUCUCCCAAUGUUAUCACCGUUCAUGCUGAUGUCUCCAAACCUGAUGAUUGUAGACGAAUCGUUGAUGACACCAUCACCCAUUUUGGUAGAUUGGAUCAUCUUGUAAAUAACGCUGGGAUAACGCAGAUUUCGAUGUUUGAGAACGUUGAAGAUAUAACUAGGACAAAAGCAGUUUUGGAUACUAACUUUUGGGGAUCAGUUUAUACUACUCGUGCUGCACUUCCAUACCUUCGACAAACCAAUGGUAAGAUCGUGGCUAUGUCGUCCUCUGCAGCCUGGCUAACUGCUCCAAGGAUGAGUUUUUACAAUGCAAGCAAAGCAGCUUUGUUGAGCUUCUUUGAGACGAUGAGGAUUGAGCUUGGCGGUGAUGUACACAUUACAAUUGUCACACCUGGUUAUAUCGAAUCGGAGCUCACACAAGGCAAGUACUUCUCCGGUGAAGGCGAGUUAAUAGUCAAUCAAGACGUUAGAGAUGUUCAAAUAGGACCAUUUCCAGUAGCAUCGGCAGCAGGAUGUGCUAAGUCGAUAGUGAACGGUGUGUGCCGGAAACAAAGAUACGUGACAGAGCCAUCAUGGUUUAAGGUGACAUACAUUUGGAAAGUGCUAUGUCCGGAGUUGAUUGAGUGGGGUUGUCGGUUAUUGUAUAUGACCGGAAGUGAAAUGUCCGAGGCAAAUGCUCUCAACAAGAGGAUCAUGGAUAUUCCUGGUGUACGUAGUGCUCUGUACCCCGAAUCCAUCAGGACGCCGGAAAUAAAGUCCGAGUAGAUGAGAUGUACGAUCCUUAAAAUGUGUGCAUGCAAUGAAUAAUAAUAAUCAAAACAUGUAGGUUUGUUUUUGUGAAUGGUACUUUUGACUAUGUAUAUUAUAACACUGUAUGUGUCUUUAAGAA
Messenger RNA from Capsella rubella, 1246 nucleotides. Its product is annotated as 11-beta-hydroxysteroid dehydrogenase 1B. The transcript has 6 exons. Gene Ontology annotation, molecular function: oxidoreductase activity. Bases 73 to 1122 code for a protein of 349 amino acids. Lineage: Eukaryota; Viridiplantae; Streptophyta; Magnoliopsida; Brassicales; Brassicaceae. The record is from RefSeq and is a predicted model, not a curated record.